GAGAUGCGCGGGCGUGUACACUAUCAUGGCUGAUUUUUUUCCUUCGAAACGAAGAGCGAGUGAUCCAUACAUGGUAACGGUGAGAAGACUGGCUUACGCGUUGCAACGCGUAACCCACCCUACCUGCUCUCCUGUCGCCACUCGUUCGCCUUCCGUUCUUUUCUCCUGCUUUUAUCCGCAAUAUUUGGGUGUGUACGUCUGUGACUCACGUAUCGACUUUUCUCCCAGCCAACUUCGAAUAAGCAGGGUGGGUUUAAGGCACACCCAUCAUCCAGCUAAGGGUAGAAAAGAUAUAUAUCAUUGGCCUGCAAUUUUGGCGAAUCGAAAUUUUGUCAACGAUGUCACAUCCGCAAAAGUUGGAGCGCAGAAUCAUAGAGCAGUUGGCAACGCUGCUGACGUUGGCUGGUGAAAAGGUGGCGGGGCUUAGACGCCGACCAAUCAUAAGCAGUAUUCGCAUCUCCCCACGUCGCUCCCCGCGGUCGUGCCGAAGCUUGAAAAUCUGUAACGGACGCCGCUUCCAGGGCAUAUUCGUUUCUGGGCUCUCGUGACGAGUUAGCGUGUAUCUCGUCGUUAGUUCGAUAAUCGCAGUAUACUUUGAAAAAGUCCA
Molecule: messenger RNA, 607 nt
Organism: Apis mellifera (honey bee)
Lineage: Eukaryota; Metazoa; Arthropoda; Insecta; Hymenoptera; Apidae
Exons: 3
Coding region: 26-409 (127 amino acids)
Source: RefSeq, a predicted model, not a curated record